AUGGCCGAAGCGAACGAGAAUGAGAUGGAUAUCUCUUACGACCACGCAGGUUACGUCGCCGCAAUUAGGGAAGAGUUGGCCAAUAGACUGAGUCAAUCAGGCACUGUUGUCGCCAGAUUUCAAGUUGAUGUGCUCCCUGAGCCGCGUAUCGAGGUGAUUUCUGCAAGGAGGUUGUCGUCCGAUAUACAUUGCUCGACUCCGUCUUGCAUGAUUGGCUAUCACGAUCAGAUGUCUGUCUCCACGACCCAUAGCACAGAUGUUGGCAUUUCUGUUGAGGCCAGUUCGGCGCCAUUCGGGAUAGGCGUGACAUUUACAGCUUCAGCUAGCUAUGGAUCCAGCGUCAUCAACGAGGAGUUGACGACCUUCUGCUACGGAUUCGACAUUGAAGAGGGCGAUCCAGGCGGCGAGUCCGGACGCCACGAGGCACAGGCCCCUCAUGGAGCCUUUACGCUCUACAGGAGGGCCUCUCAAAAUAUGACACUGGAUCUACUGGAUCUGCAGUCAGCUGCGCCAAUGACAAGCGCGGAUGUGCGUCAGGAUCAGGAACAAAAGUUAACUACCGAGCUAGAUCAAGUGUAA
Molecule: messenger RNA, 579 nt
Organism: Gamsiella multidivaricata
Lineage: Eukaryota; Fungi; Mortierellomycota; Mortierellomycetes; Mortierellales; Mortierellaceae
Exons: 3
Coding region: 1-579 (192 amino acids)
Source: RefSeq, a predicted model, not a curated record